AUGUCAUCACAUAACAUAAAAUGCAUUCUUCUUCUUGGAUUUUGCUUAGUUAUGAAAGCCAAAUCUGCACCAAUAUUUGCCUCCAAUAUGACGGUUGUAUAUGUUGCUGAAGACACACCAAGAGGUGCAGUAGCAUAUAAGAUUAUUGCAUCUGACCCCAGUAAUGACCCAUUAAACUACGCUAUGUCUGGAGUGGAUUCUACAUUCUUCAAGUUAGAUAGUAACACAGGCAUUGUCACAGUUGCACGUGACUUGGACCGAGAGGUUAAAUCUACUUUGAGUAUUACUAUUAGUGCUACUAAUGGAAGAGAUAAGACCAGCUUGAAACAAACAAUCAUUCUUAAAGAUGCCAAUGAUAAUGCACCCAUAUUUCUAAAUGCUCCAUACAAAGUAUCUGUUUAUGAGAAUGAAACUAAAGGUGCAGUAUUAUUUACUGUUAAAGCAAAGGACAGAGACCAAGGGCCUGCUGGAACAGUACGGUAUGAGAUUGUGGGAGUACUCCCACAUGCCCCUUAUCUCUUUGAAAUUCAACAAGGUGGAAAAGUUAUUUUGAAUGGUACACUGAGUUACACAGAGAAAAGCACAUUUUAUCAGUUACAGAUCAAGGCUUCAGACUAUGGUGGACUGUACAAUGGAACAUUUAUCGUUCAGCAUACCACUACAUUUGCACUUAUUAAUGUAGAAGAUGUAUCUGACUUGGAUCCUAUAUUUCUGAACAUUCCCUAUCAAACGACAGUGCCUGAGAAUUCUAAAGUGGGAACAACUGUACUUCAGGUUACAGCUGUGGAUGGUGACCGAGGAAUUAACAGUGAAAUUACAUAUUCAAUUUUAACAUCAAAACCACCAGAUUUAUUUGGUAUUAAUGCUCAAAAGGGAGAUAUAUUUGUGCUUCAUUCUCUUGACCGAGAGGAACUUCUUGAAUUUAACACAGUUGUAGAACUGCAGGUUAUGGCCAAGGAAAAACAUCUUGAUAUCAAUGGAGCCUUUGCCUCAGCAAUUACAAAAGUAUCCAUCACUGUGACCGAUAUCAACGACAAUACACCUGCAUUCUACGAUUGCAUUCUUGAUACUUGUAAUUUUACUGAAAGUCCAAAAGUGAAUUCAUUUCACAUUUCCAUUCCUGAACAUUUCUCGUCAGGAGUGCCAUUGGAGAAUUUAGCGAUAGUGGCUCGUGAUCCCGAUCAGGGUGUGAAUGGAACCUUCACGUUGUCCCUUCAUGGAGCAAAUGCGUCAGAUUUUACUGUUUCCCCAAAAGAGAUCAAAACCUUGGGAGUGGUACAGAUAGCAGUGAAAAACUCAGAUGCUAUUGAUUAUGAACGGAAGAAGGUUUCAAUCUUUGAGAUUGUUGCAAAUGAUACAACCAACCCAACUAAAUGUUGCUCCACAGCGACAGUUACAAUCGACAUUGUUGACAUUAAUGAUCACAGCCCAGAAUUCCCACAGCAAACUUAUAUCCUCAGUGUGAAAGAAAAUUCAGACAUUGGGACUGUAUUUGGAAUUGUUACGGCAAUAGAUCCUGACACUGGACUCUUUGGUAAAAUUACGUACAGCCUAUUACAGGAGAACAUACAGGAAUUUAAAGUUGACAACAGGACAGGCGAAAUUAUGGUUGCGAACAAAACAUUGCUUGACAGAGAGAAACGUCCCAGAUAUUAUGCAACUCUUCAGGCAACAGAUGGUGGGGGCCGUAAGGGUACAACAUCGCUCGAAAUUGUUUUAGAAGACAUAAAUGAUAACCAUCCAGUAAUGUCAAGAGAGUCCUAUACUGCAUUCAUCACUGAAAACCAAGGAAAUGACUUAAAUAUUAAAAUUGAAGCUUUUGACAAUGAUGAGGUCAACACCAAUAACAGUGAGAUUCGCUACACAAUAGUUGCUGGUGACGAUGAACAAAAUUUUACCAUUGAUCCAAUCUCGGGUGUUCUCCGUUCUAUUGGUCCCAUAGAUCGAGAGGCCAUGAAAUCUUCAGAUGGAAAAAUUAAUCUAAUUGUGAAAGCGUAUGAUUUAGGAGUUCCUUCUCUUUCAACAACUGUCAAUGUCACUAUCCAUGUAGAGGAUGUAAAUGACUAUUCACCAGUAUUUUCUCAGUCUGUCUAUUAUGCUUCUGUAAUGGAACACACAUUAGGAGCUUUUGUGACAUUGGUUAAAGCCAACGACAAUGAUGCAACAGAAGUCAACAAUCGGAUAACAUACCGUAUUGAAAAUGGUGGCUCAGGAAUCUUUCUAAUCAGAUCAAUCUUAAUCAAUAAUACCAUUCCAAAACAGUAUGGAGGAAAUCUUACUGUUGAUCCUACAAUAGCGCUGGAUUAUGACAAAGGACCAAAAUUUUACAAUCUAAGUGUCAGUGCUUCAGAUUUAGGAACUCCAUCUAAAAUAGCACAUGCAACUGUUCAUGUCACUGUAUUAGACAUGAAUGAUGAAACUCCUGUACUAGAUCCAGAUUCAAUGAAGGAUUUAGAUGUAAUGGAAAAUAACACCGAACUUGGAAUAGUACGGAAUAUAACUGCAACUGACAUUGACACAAAUCAUUCAUUAAUCUAUCAACUGGUUUCAACAGUUUGUUAUAAGUCUAAAAUUAUUGAUGCUCGACCAGAUGCACCAUGCCAUUACUGGUUUGGACUUUAUGACAAUGGAUCACUCUAUGUGAAUGAAUCCUCAGUUAUUGACUAUGAGGAAUAUGAUCAAGUGGACAUGACUAUUCGUGUGACUGAUCUUUACACUGAAAAAAAUAAUGCUUCCAGUAUUGGCAAACUUACAAUCAACAUUGUGGAUGCCAAUGACAACAGACCUGUGUUUCUUGCCUUGGAAAGAGUAUCUGUUAUCGUGCCAGAAUUAGCACCAAUUUCUGCUGAAGUUGCAACAGUUAAGGCAAGCGACAAUGACACUGGAAAAAAUGCAGCAAUUGAGUUUUUUGUUGUCAAAGUUUUAUUCAUUUUCUCGGAUGGGAAACCAAACAGAGUAUUGCCUGAUCUAUUUGAAGCUUCAAGAUCUGCAUUUAUCGAUGGUGAAUACACAGCAACUAUCAAGAUUAAAUCAUCACUGGAUAAAACAUUGAAAGGACAAUACAAGGUAACUGUAGAAGCAAGAGAUGGAGGCAAACCCACUUUAUAUGCAAGCAGUGAUCUGGAUUUAAUUACAGUGGAUGAGAGUUACAAGACACGAUUAGAGUUUACGGUAACACCUGAAGAAGUUCAGCAAAAUAUGAAUGAAAUAAUUGCCCUGCUUCGGGAAGCCACAUAUUCAAAUCCUUAUGUGGCGAGUGUAACUGCUGUCACCAAUGAGAAAGUACAAUCAUUAGCCAGAAACAUAGCUAAAGCUACAAUGGAGCUGUAUUUUGUAUAUAACAAUGGAACAGCCAUUCCUCCUGAGCAAGUCAAUAGCAAACUUCAGCUUAACCCUGAGGCUGUUAAGAACCUGUUAGACCUUGGUCUUUUGAAUAUUAAAGAAACAACUGAAUCUAGUAAUAAUGAAAGAUUAUUUGUGGCAAUUAUCAGUGGGUUGGUGGGAGGUUUCGUUAUUUUGUUAACCAUCAUGAUAACUGCUCUGGUUUGCAGUCGAGAAAGUUACAAACGAAAGAUAAGAUCAAUAACUGCGAUGAACACAGCUAAAACAAUUACAGGGAGUGCACUGCAGAAUGGGCUUGUUGUUCCUGGUACAAACAAAUAUGCUUUGGAAGGUGCUAAUCCAGUGUGGAAUACUAUUAUUGACACCGCCACAGACCUUGUUUUUGAAAAUAAUAAUUCAGACCGUGCAAGUAUUAAUUCUUUGGAUGAGAAUAUGGUCAAUGCAGUGGAAGAUACACAUGCCAAGAAACCAAACAUGUUAGAGGGGCCCACUGUAACUGUGGAGGCUGAUCAUGAGAUGACUGAGAAAACAGUUGACAGUUAUUUGACUGACGCAAAGGCCAAACCUCUCAGAGCUGCACUGGUUGACCAUGACAACAAUAAAGAAAACGCAUCAGGGGCAACUGGAAAUGGAUUUCACAUUUCUCAAAUGAACAACAUUGAUAUCUGAGCAUUACAUCAGAUGCCUUUGACUAUUCUAAAUUUCUAAGUUUAAAAAUCUGCAUUUAAAAUCUUUAAUGUAAGCAAAAUGGAAUCUGUUAAUAAUAUUUAGCUUGUGUCUUUUUUGCCUGGUAACCACUUUCUCAACAUAAGGUGCUCAUGUGAAGAUUUAUUUGCGUUUGAUUUUGUUUGCUGGCCAUCAUAUUUUAAAACGAAUGUAGCAUGUUUUAACAUCAUAUUUUAUUUAACACUGUUUAUUACCCAAUUGACAGCAAUGAUGAAAACUGUGCAUUGUUUAGGUAUGAAAGGAACAAUGUUCCAUACAUGAGAUCUGUUAACAGUAACAUGGCCAGUAAUGGAAUGAUGCUAAUGGUAUUCUGGAAAAUUAAAUGCCUCUAAAAAAAUCUUAAUCAUCCAUCCAUUUCCUAGUUAGAAAGAUCCUUCAAAGAAUUUUCCUGCAGUGUAUUCUAUUUAACCAUCUAUCUGGUAUAUAUAUAUUUAUCAAAGAGCUAAAUUGAUUUAAUAAGGAUAUAUUUAUGGAAACAUAUAAAUUUACAAAAUGUUCAAUGUUUUAAUGUCCUUUUUGCAUCAGUGCAGGUUGAUUUGAAUGAAAAGUGGUAACCUCAAAGAAAAGCAAUGAGAAAAAUUGAAUAAUUACUUGAGGCGUUAGAAGUUAUGUGGAACUUGCUAAUUGCUGAAUAAGGGUUACCUGGUAAGAGGAAUAAGAGAUGGGCUGAAGUGUGGGUAAGUUGGUACAUUUGUCCUUCAGAAAAAAUUAUACUUUGGUAAAGAGGGAGCUAACAUGACAGGGGAACAGUUUCUUGGCAUUGAGAAAUACUUAUUCUCAUUUGUAGCUAUUACGAGGGGACAUAGUUUUAAAGUGAGUGGAGGUAGAUACAGGGGAGACGUCAGAGGUAGGUUCUUUACUCAGAGAGUGGUCG
Messenger RNA from Rhincodon typus (whale shark), 4942 nucleotides. RefSeq names its product cadherin related family member 2 (gene cdhr2). The record is from RefSeq and is a predicted model, not a curated record. Gene Ontology annotation, cellular component: plasma membrane. Lineage: Eukaryota; Metazoa; Chordata; Chondrichthyes; Orectolobiformes; Rhincodontidae. The transcript is spliced from 32 exons. Gene Ontology annotation, biological process: homophilic cell-cell adhesion. Gene Ontology annotation, molecular function: calcium ion binding. The coding region runs from base 1 to 4011 and encodes 1336 amino acids.